Molecule: messenger RNA, 1257 nt
Organism: Dicrocoelium dendriticum
Lineage: Eukaryota; Metazoa; Platyhelminthes; Trematoda; Plagiorchiida; Dicrocoeliidae
Source: the annotation of a GenBank genome assembly
AUGGCAGCUGAUCUGAUUGCUCAGGGUCGUCGCAGCCUUGUCUGUGGCGAGAUUCCUCAAGCUGUUGAAUGUCUACAAAAGGCAUGCGAGCAGCUGUCCUCCGAGUAUGGCGAACUUGAUGAGCGUCUCGGUGAUCCUUACCUGCUUUACGGUAGUGCGCUGCUGGAGCUUGCCCGAAUGGAAAGCACCGUAAUUGGCAAUGCUCUAGAUGGAGUUCCCGAGGAUGAUUCCUCAUCAGAAACUUCUGACAACUUGGCUGAUAAUGAACCUGAGAUGACUGCUUUAGAGAAAGAGGAUUUGUCAAAUCAGGUCAUUGAUGCAAUGUGUGAGCCUCCUUCGGUUACUGAUGGUCCGGGCCAGGAGUCAGGCGAACCUGCGGAGAAUAGCCCAUCUGAGCCCGAAGCGGAGUCAGCGUCCGAGGAGGAAGAAUCUCACCCUGGGUCGGAAGAGGUCAAGGACCCUUCUGACCCCUCCAAGGAUGAGAAGAGUGAUACAAGCGACGACGAAAUCACGAAUUUACAGCUUGCGUGGGAAGUUAUCGAAGUCGCGAGAAAGAUUUUCUCCGCUAAAUCAGAUGGACCUAGUCAGCUGAAAGUUGCCGAAUGUUUUGAGAAGCUGGCAGAAAUAAGUCGAGAAAAAGAAAACUAUUUGGAGGCCAUUUCAGAUUUACAGGAGUGCCUUUCCAUUCGGACUUCUGUUUUACCAGAAGAUCAUCGCGACAUAGCGGAAACUCAUUUUCAGCUUGGUACAACUCACGCUGUCGCUGGUGAUCUGGAAUCAGCGUCUACUGAAUUCAAGUCCACGAUUAGGUUUUUGAAAAUGCACUCAUCCAACCUAGAAUCAAAAGUUUCAGAAAUGGAAGUGCAUUCUGGGUCAAAUGAGGAGCUUGAAUCAAUUAAAAAAGCCCUUCAGGACGUUAAAUCUUUGAUUCCCGAUGUCGAAUGCCGACUUGCCGAGGUUGAAGAGGAUCGUCUCGUUGGCAGCUCUUCUACGGCUCCAAAUGAGACUCUAAACCGACACAUGACUGACCAAAGUGGAAUAGUAAAACCUGCCGUGGAUAUUACGCACCUCAUAAGAAAGAAGCGAUGUACUGACAAUGUGGAUGAGACGAAACAUGCCUCUAAGGAUUCUGUUCCAACUGACGGAGUUUGUAGUCCAGAAAAGAAACGGUCGAAACUUUCUAACGGCUCCUCGGGCCACGUCAAUGGCAUUGCGAACGAUCCUGAUGUCAUUUCGGAGUUUCGCGUCCUUUUCUGA